AUGCCCGCAUUUGCCACCGCUUCGUAUUGCUUCUACGAAGAGGACAGUGAGAAGCCCACCCCCCUUGCCCUGAAAAUCAGGAGCUUCUCCAUUCCGCAGUUGGCCCAGUUGCUGGCCGCCGACGCGAUCCAGCCCGAGUUCCGUAAGCAGGCUUUGAUAGAGAUUGGCAAGCGCGCUCUAGCAACGAUGGGCGCCUUCAAAUUCACUUGGGAGCAUCCAGACGUGAGCAACAGUUUCGAGUUGUUCGAGAAAGGCGCCAUCGACGCCACUAUCCAAUGCCUCAAGUCACAGGACGACGAAGUGCUCGAGCUGGCCUCUCGCGCCCUCAUCAACAUCUCCGUCGAUGAGCCCAGCAGGGACGACGUCUACGAUGGCGGUGGCAUCCCACUGUUGGUCAACCUACUCCAGCUACCCAACGAAAACAUACAGGCCAACGCUCUCUGGGCUCUCAUCAACCUCACCAACAACGACGCCAACAAGGAGAGCGUGUGUGAGGUGCCCCAGGCCAUAAUCUGGGUGGUUGGCCUCAGCGGCGGCAACCCCCACCUGCAGGCCUACGCCCUCAAGCUGCUCGCCAACCUGUCGGAAUCCGCGACCAACCACGGGUGCAUGCUGGACUCGUCCGUCACGGUGCCCCUGCUCAAGGUCCUGGUCACCUCGCGCAACAUGUCCCUCAUGUCCUACGCGCUCUUCUACUUUCGCAACCUCGCCAAGACCGUGGAGGGCAGGGAGGCCGUGCUGGCGGCGGCUGGCCUGAAGGUGUUCGUGCACCUGCUCAAGACCUAUUCGAGCCCGCAGGUGCGAGGACCCGUGCUGCUCAUUCUCAACACCCUGGCCCACCACCACCAAGAAGCCACACUCCAGAUGCUCAAGCUGGGUGCCCUGCAGCCCCUCAUGCAGACGGUCCAAGCCGGUCAAGAUGCCGUGAUCCUCUUGGCCCUCAACUUGCUCAAGACCUUCGCCGCUGACGCCCGCACGCACAAGGUGCUGGUGCGGGUGUUGGCCGAUGGUGGUCCCUCCCUCAAGUCGUUGCUGGCCCUGCAGCAGCCCAAGGCCCCCACGCUGCUCGCCCAGUUGCUGCAGACCCUCAUCCCACCCGAUUGGAGCAGCACGGAUGACCAGAGCGCGCGUGCGGUGUUGGACACGGUCCUGGAGUGUCUGGCCGAGGCACGAGUGCGCCCCGACGUGCAGGAGAGCAUACUCCUGAUCUUCCUCCCCAUGGCCAAGCUCGGGAACGAGUACGUGCUGCAGGACCACGCUCUGGCGGCGUUCGUGGGCAAGGCCUCCUCCUCCUCGGACGUGGCCGUGCAGCAGAGGGCGCUCCACCUGCUCGCCCUGCUCGCCCUCAACCCGGGUGGGCGGCUGCGGAUGGCCAAGAUCGGGGGCCUGAACAAGCUGCUCACUAUCCUCGCCAAUCCCGACGACGACCCCACUGUACUCACUCUGGCCCUCCUCGCCCUACAGAACCUCCUCCUCGACGCCCAGCUGCGUGACAUUGUGAUCAAGACGCAGCGAUUGCGUCUGGGGCCGUUCCUGCAGGCCACGGAGCCGUCGGUGGCGGGGGCCGCCCAGCGCCUGCUGCAGUCGAUCAAGGUCUCGCUCGAGGCCAGCGUCAGGUCCAAGGAGCCCCUCCCCAAAGCGGCGGCGGCGGCCAAGCCGCGAGCAUCCCCGACCGCCAACCGCGGGGGCAGCACCAUCAUCCGCAGGCCCGCACAGCCGCCAACGCAUUCGAAGCAGCCGCGGACGGCACCAACGACCGCCGCCGGCAGCGGCCCCGAGGAGGAUGGCGGCGAAGUGGUCCCCAAGCGAGAGCCGGGAGACGACAAAUCAGCGAAAGCGUCGUCGUCGGAGCAGCAGGACGAGCAGGAGGAGGAGGAGGAGGAGGAGGGCAGGAGCAGCAGCAGCAGCACCCCUCUGGAGCUGUUCCGCAGGCGGUCCUCCCAAUUAUCCCUCUCCACGCCACGCGUCUGA
Molecule: messenger RNA, 1971 nt
Organism: Acanthamoeba castellanii str. Neff
Lineage: Eukaryota; Discosea; Longamoebia; Acanthamoebidae
Product: Armadillo/betacatenin-like repeat domain containing protein
Exons: 14
Coding region: 1-1971 (656 amino acids)
Molecular function (GO): protein binding
Source: RefSeq, a predicted model, not a curated record